Molecule: messenger RNA, 532 nt
Organism: Mesocricetus auratus (golden hamster)
Lineage: Eukaryota; Metazoa; Chordata; Mammalia; Rodentia; Cricetidae
Gene: Dnajc19
Product: DnaJ heat shock protein family (Hsp40) member C19
Exons: 6
Coding region: 129-479 (116 amino acids)
Biological process (GO): protein import into mitochondrial matrix
Cellular component (GO): PAM complex, Tim23 associated import motor
Molecular function (GO): ATPase activator activity
Source: RefSeq, a predicted model, not a curated record
CUGCCGUGUUGCGCGGGCUGCUGGGCCCGGCGGCGGUGUUGGCGCGGCCGCGGCGGUCUCCACGGGCGUGCUGGGGCGGUGGGCUCGCGCUGGCAUGAGCGCGUGGCGCCCGGCCGCGGAGCGGAGUCAUGGCCAGUACAGUGGUAGCGGUUGGACUAACCAUUGCUGCUGCAGGAUUUGCAGGCCGUUAUGUUUUACAAGCCAUGAAGCAUGUGGAGCCUCAAGUGAAACAAGUUUUCCAAAGCCUACCAAAAUCUGCCUUCAGUGGUGGGUACUAUAGAGGUGGGUUUGAACCCAAAAUGACAAAACGGGAGGCAGCAUUAAUACUAGGUGUAAGCCCUACUGCCAAUAAAGGAAAGAUCAGGGAUGCUCAUCGACGGAUCAUGCUCUUAAACCACCCAGACAAGGGAGGAUCUCCUUAUAUAGCAGCCAAAAUCAAUGAAGCUAAAGACUUACUGGAAGGUCAAGCUAAAAAAUAAGUGUGAUUAGUCAGUGUAUGAGUAUGAUUUUAUAAUAAAAUACCUCAUAGCUA